Molecule: messenger RNA, 3572 nt
Organism: Sphaeroforma arctica JP610
Lineage: Eukaryota; Ichthyosporea; Ichthyophonida
Exons: 4
Coding region: 1-3483 (1160 amino acids)
Biological process (GO): protein polyubiquitination; protein monoubiquitination
Molecular function (GO): ubiquitin protein ligase activity
Source: RefSeq, a predicted model, not a curated record
AUGCUGGCACAUACCUUCAUUCGUGCAAUACAGACAGAUCUGCCGGUGAAGCCCGAGAAGUCGUCCAACAUUCGUCCUCAAGCACCUGCAGUUGUGAUUGGUCAUCGCUAUCGCACCACAAAUCUGAUUGGCACAUCGGCCCGCCACAGUAGUGGGAGAGGGUAUCAAAGGGGCCGAACAGGUUCACAACGGGGGUCUGUAGAAGGGUCUUCUCGGCAUGGUUCAGGUGCUGGCAGCGACAUAUCGCAGAUGCGCCGAGAAAUGGUUGCUAGCGCUGCAUCAAGGUAUCAUAGCCCACGGCUGAUAGCGUCCAAGGAGACGAGAAGGUUGGUGUAUAAUUUGAAGCUGCGAUAUCGGCACGUAGGAACUAACGCACAUACACGUGUUCGUAACCUCACUCCGACGUUCUACGCAGCACAUCCCCAUCACCUCAGCCGACUCGAACCCUUCAUUAUCAGAGAUCUACAGGUUUUGCUACAGGCGUUGAAUGUUGACCUGGUCACAACCUUAACAAUGAGUCUGGUGGAGCGCUUCGAAGUCCAAUCAGAAGAGUUUGAGACGCACCUGCGCCCGUUCCUCUUCGAUGCCACACCCCAAUUCGCACAUGAGCUGUUCGGGUUCAUGCGCUCGCCCUACGACAUGGUAGGCUACGACAACAGCGUACAGUACAACACCGUGGACAGCAUCCCCUUCAACGCCACUGCCUACUACACGCAGACCAUCAGGCAAGCACACACACCGGUGGGAAGUCAAGUACAAGCACGUGCCGAUAGUGUGGCGGGUGGGGCGGAAUUGGCAGUGAGUGGCUCUGUUGCUGGUACAUUGACUACGGAUAUAGUCACUCGCUCUGACGCGACUGAGGGUGAUAUCACAGGAGACGUGGAGAGUGUUGGUCGAGACGGGGCUAGUACUGCGGCCGGUUCGAUGGGGGAAAGUUCGGAACUAGAAACGCAGGCGCAGAUAUUACAGAAUCGGCAGUUGACACAGAUGCAUCCGUAUGGAUUGGUACGGGGUGAACAGGGGUCCUCGACUAGCAAUAGUCCAGGCACUGUGGGUUGUCAGCCUGCACGUAUGAGUGCUAGUAUACCGGAAUCUUUACCUACACAUACGGCUUCUUCCGCUCACUCGCGCGCACACUCGAGUUUACCGGGAGAGGGAUCAGCGCCCUCAGGUACACAAGGUGGUGGAAGCACAUAUGCGCGUGCUGGCACCAAGCGACUGGUGAGAAGUAGCAGUGACGACGAACGCUCACACGCAUCGCGUAGGCACCCAAAACACAAACUUAGGAAGUACAAUAGCAAACGAAAACACUCGCACCCGUCGUCACAGUCGCAAGCUGCUGAGCACCCACAGCAGGGUAUAGGCUUGACCCAGUUGGAAGGGAGCUUGCCCCAGACGGAGAGUGUGGCCGUGUCACCGAGGCGGUCUCCAACACCAGUGCUGGCGGAAGGAGAGUCGGUAGUGGCAGCAAAUAUUUUAAAGUGCGUUCAGUUGACUACACGGUGGGGUGCUGAAACAACUCGGACACGGUCCAGCCCAAACACCCAGCCAAGAGCUCAGGGUAUGGCGGGAGGAAAGGCUUCAGAAGGAAGGCAGAUAGGGGAUUACAGAGGGAUACGGGGACAGGACGAGCGGUUGACUUUGAAUGAGAGUGUGGGAUCAGACAGGGUGAGUGCAAGCGAUGGCUCUCAUUCCAGCGAUAGCAGCAAUGGUGGCGCUUGCCGCAAGGGUAGGAAGGAUUGCCGAGAUGGUGAGGAUACACACAGGGUGGUACGUGAAGAUAGAGGUGGCAGACAAGGGACAGGGGUGUCUGGUAGUCACCAUGGCAACGGGCAGGUAUGGGAGAGCAGGCAGAAACAGGACAAGGAACACCGAAGUGAUACAUAUGAACGUGAUAGCAGUCAUACUCACAACAGUAGACGUAAGCGGGGCUGUAGGGAUUGGAGCCGUGAAAGGGACAGGCUCAGUAGUGAUGGAAGUCGUAGUGUAAGUAGCGGUAAUGGUAUGCUUGGAAGUCAUCGGAGACGCCAAAGUAAGAGAAUAGAUAGACGGCAUGGUCGCUAUGAGGGAAGCAGAAAGCUUCGAAGCAGCGGUAUGGAGUACCGUCAUGGCGAAAGUAGUAAAGGGAAUGAGAGAGAUAGAGACAGAGACAGAGGUAUAGGUAGACAAAGUAGAAGUGGGGAUUGCGGUGGCCGGGUCGGAAGUAGAAGCAGAAGUAGAAGUAAAAGGAGAAGUAGAAGUAAACGGAGAACUAAAAAGGAGAUGAAUGAAAAUAUUAAAUACGAGGGGCAUGGCAGUGGGAACGGAUUCAAUUCGGUUGAAACAAUGGAGCGAACGGCUGGCUGUGGUAGGUUUAGGAGUGAAGAAAGUUCAGACAGAGUCAGUCUAGCUGAUACGCACAGGGAACACCUCAGCGAUGGCGAUAUCGAGACUCAUGAGCACAAUGGUGCAUUUAUUUUACCUACUGAUGAGCAAAGGAUUACUGGUGAAAGAGGUAUAGCCUUGACAGAAGGCUCGUCGAAUACAACUGUGGAUACUGAUACUGUCAGUGGCGGUAUUAGUACGCGUGCUGGUAGCAGUUUUGAUGACUUCAAGGCAUCGAGUAACACUGUGGUAGACGCUGGCCCCAAGGGGACAGCCGCACAGUCUCAGUUGGAUUCGCUCCCAAGACCAAGUGCUAACAAAAUUGCCACAGAUAGAGCCACCAGAGAUGACGCUACAUCUGCGGCACAUGCGAGACGUCGUCUGAUAGCGAUCCAGCACCAACUCAUGCCUAGCACAUUAAGACCUUCACGACAGUCGAUGAAAGCCGAGGAGUGUACGCCAGGUCAGCCUGAGCUCCGAUGUAGGCGCUUGACUUGGGGGAGUGGGGCGGGUAAGGUUGGCCUGCGAUCGGCUGAAGGGCACGGAGAAUGCGAGACACUGGAGGCAGAACCUAUACGGAUACGGGUGGAUUUGGAGUGUGCGAAGCCUGGGGAAGAGUUGAGCGACAUAGGAGAGUUCGCAUCGCGGACGGAUGAGGAUGCCCUUCCGCAACCAACGAAUGGCCCUCGUGUUGAGAAUGUGGACAGUUAUACUGUAUCUGGUACUCAUAGGCAAAGAAAUAGGACUGAUAGUACGGAUUUUUUUAACCGCCUACCUGCGCGUAAGGGCGCUGAUGUGGGUACGAAAGGAUCAGCCUCGAACACUCCUGGCACAGCCAAAGCAAACUUUGUUUUGAACCGUACGUCAGAAGACGCGGCUUCGGGACCUCGGCCGCUGGAACCGACGGCAUCAAAAUCUUCAAAGGAAAGGAAAUCUAAACUCCGAAACGAGUUACGCUCCGUUGAUAUAGCACUGGAUGCAAAUAGCGCUGCUAUACGCAAAGCGAUAUCUGUCGCGGACAAACAUGCGUGCAUGGCUGUACGACAAAGGAUGAUGACACGCAGAGAAGUGCUGGUGGGAACACUCCGCAGUGCAAAGGUACGGAAGGCGGGGAUGUAGGCACGGGUUGGGCUCAGUUGUACUGGCUUGGCUUGGCUUCUCAACAACCUAUGUCACGGCAAGGUGACAUGUUGAUGGUAAAUAAAAAG